Molecule: messenger RNA, 2584 nt
Organism: Myxocyprinus asiaticus (Chinese sucker)
Lineage: Eukaryota; Metazoa; Chordata; Actinopteri; Cypriniformes; Catostomidae
Product: T-cell surface glycoprotein CD3 zeta chain-like
Exons: 7
Coding region: 134-655 (173 amino acids)
Biological process (GO): cell surface receptor signaling pathway
Cellular component (GO): Fc-epsilon receptor I complex
Molecular function (GO): IgE receptor activity
Source: RefSeq, a predicted model, not a curated record
UCCUGUUAGGUAAGGUUUGCCAAAUUACAAGCAGUCAAAAUCGACAUGCAAAAAACUGUUACACAUCACUUACUAAGCCAAGUGACAGGAAGGAACUGCAUCCAGAGAAACUUCCAUAGUCUCAGGCAAUGUAAUGGAAAUGAGCAGAACAGCCACUCUAUUGUUAUUGGCCACACAUGUGUCCUACACAGAGGCUGUGCAUGUGAGCGACCCAAUUGUUUGCUAUAUUUUGGAUGUAAUUCUGCUGCUGUAUUCCAUCAUUUUUACUGCUCUCUACUUCCGGCAGAAGUUUACAAGGGAAGAGCCUAUUCCUCCAGACCCUGCAACCCCAGCCCGAAACCCCAAUGAGCCUGUAUAUACAGACUUAGAUCUGCCUCAGAUAAAUUCUGAUUAUCAGCAACUGGACAGACUGAUUAGAAGACAAGAAGAGGAGACACAUUAUCAGGAACUGAGAGGACAAUCAAAUGAAGAAUACCAAGAAAUAAAGAAAACAGGAACUAAACCUCACAAAGGCAGAAGCAAACCUAAUGAGGUAACGUACCUUAUGCCGAUUCAUUUUACGUACACAGAUGCAUUCAUUAUGAACUACAGUGGCCCCAAAAGUAUUUGGACACUUAAGCUACACUUAAUACAUGAUUUUCAUUGCAUUAAAUAACAAAAUUUCAUACAAAAUUUUCAUUAAAAAACUUAUCCCAUGGUAUAUUUUAGAAGAUGGAUUAAGUUAGUAACCCUCAGUUUAUCUGGGUGUAAUUCAUUACAUUAUCAAUAAACAUGUUCCACUAAGUUUGAGACCCAGAAAGUGUCAAAAUAAUUGUCUUACGUUUGAACAGUACAUCUACUGUUUUAUGUUGUAUAUUUAUUUUGUAUGUAUAUGUAUUAAAAGUGUGCUUGUGCUAGCUUUCUUUUUGCAGUGUGAUAUUUUAUUAUGUAAUGCAAAGAAAUCAUACAUUUUAAAGUGUGGCUCAAAGGGAUAGUUCAACAAAAACUUAAAUUUGCUGAUCAUUUUCUCACCCUCAUGCCUUCCCAGAUGUGUUUGACUUUCUUCUGCAGAACACAAAUUAAGAUUUUUAAUAGAAUAUCUCAGCUCUGUAGGUCCUCACAAUGCAAGUAAAUUGUGGCCAGAACUUGGAAUCUCCAAAAAUAACAAAGGCAGCAUAAAAGUAUUCCAUACGACUCCAGUGGUUAAAUCCAUAUCUUCAGAAGCGAUAUGAUGGAGAUUUAUAGUAAAAAAGGACAUUGUCAUUUGAACAAUCACAUUCUUCAUGCAUAUUGCCACCAACUGGUUGGGGCUGGUCAAAGCUGGAGAGUUAUAUAGGAAAAAAGGACAAAAUUAUUGAUCUGUUGCUCACUCACACCUCAGAAGAUAUGGAUUUAACCACUGGAGUUAGAUUUUUGGAGAUUUAAAGUGCUGGCCACCAUUCACUUGCAUUGUAUGGACCUACAAUGCUGAGAUAUUCUUAUAAAAAUCUUCAUUUGUGUUCUGCAGAAGAAAGUCUUACACAUAUGGGAUGGCAUGAGGGCAUGUAGUAGUGGUGGCGUAGUGGACUAAAGCACUGAACUGGUAAGCAAAAGGUUGUUGGUUCAAUUCCCACAGCCACCACCACCAUUGUGUCCUUGAGCAAGGCACUUAACUCCAGGUUGCUCCAGGGGGAUUGUCCCUGUAAUAAGGGCACUGUAAGUUGCUUUGGAUAAAAGUGUCUGCCAAAUGCAUAUAAGUAAAUGAUGAAAAAAAAAAAAAAAAAAAAAUCAUUUUUGGGUGGACUAUCCCUUUAAAUGUCUUAAUACCUUUUGGCCACCUUAAUUGUAUUUGACAUUUAUACAACCCUAAUUUUGGCACAUUGCCUUGUGUUCUAAUCUAAGCAACCACAACAUUGCACUGUUUGGUAGAUUAAAAGCAGAUGGAAAUUUUGUAAAAAUACAAAAUUCGUUGGUUCAUCAAUUAGUUAACUCCUUCACAGGCUCGAACAGGGAGAAAAAGGGAUGCAGAAGUAGUUGCGGAGAUGGACACUUUUGUGGCAUCACGCAAUUAAACCUGUGUAAACUCAACAAGAACAAUUUAUGGAUGCAUUCAUUGAUUUUUGUUUGUGUAUUUACUUUGAUUUUUGGUAGCGUGUAAUUUGCCGUCUUAUUCACAUUUGCAACCAUGUGUUACAAUAGAUGGUCUUGUAUGCUUUAACAGAAGGAAAGCACAGAUAAUUUUGUAAGACGUAAUUUAUGAACUGGACUUGUGCGUCUGGGAAGGUAGCACACAGUGCUUUAAUUUUUUCACAUUUUGUAUGCAUUAAAUAGUACCAGUCAGCAUAACAUCAACCUUAAAAUAGGUGUUUUACUGUAUAUAAAAAAUAAAAAAUAAAAAAAAACAUACUAAAAAUAAACUAAAAUGUAUUAUCUAUUUGGUAAGCUUUGGUAAGGCUGUUCGUCAACAUUGAGUUAUACAAAUUGUCAAAUAUCAAAAGACCAAAAGGCAUGUUAGAAUAUUAAAACACUUUGAAAAUGGUUUAAUGAUGUUUACAACAAAAGAGAACUGUACAGUUACAGUAAAAGAUUAUCAUUAUAUAUAUAUAUAUAUAUAUAUAUAUAUAUA